Salvia hispanica is the source of this 920-nucleotide messenger RNA. Lineage: Eukaryota; Viridiplantae; Streptophyta; Magnoliopsida; Lamiales; Lamiaceae. The record is from RefSeq and is a predicted model, not a curated record.
GAUACCAUAUUCAUCUGAUCAAUUCAAUUCACAUUGUGUUUAGUUUGUGCAUUGUUCAUAGAAUUAAGAUGGCUGCUUAUGCAGCUCUGGUAUCUCUCAUGCGUAUCAUAGAUGAUAUCGAAACUCAUCCUUCCCCUCCGAUUUCUCUGGACAACCAACAAGUCGAAUCUCUCACACGAGUAGUUACCUUCUUGCAGGAAUUUCUCGAAGGAUACAAGUCACCCUACGACUACAGCGAUGAAGCAGAUCCAUUGGAGAUACGCAUUAUGGAUGCAAGUCAUACAGCUGAAGAUGUGAUUGAAUCCUACAUAAUUGACACUAUUCAGCUAUCUGCAGCAGCAACAACUGAUGAUGGUGUUGAUGAACAAAUCAAUUGCAUGUACUUCUAUCAAGAUCUGCAAAAUGUGAUAGAAAAAAUGGAUUUGAUCAAAAAAGAUUUGAUUGUGAUAACGAGGGAGAAGGUAGAUCAGCAGAGAAACUUGGGUUCUGAUCAUGCUGGUUUAAGAUCUAGUCCCACCGAGAAGAACCAUCUAAUGAUAGGGUUUGAUGAUGUUCUGCUUGAGCUCUUGGAUAGGCUCGUCAGAGGACGUGGCAGUCGCGAGAUCAUCCCUAUCGUAGGGAUGGGUGGCAUCGGCAAAACCACUCUUGCAAAAGGUGUGUUUGAACACAAGCUUAUUAAGGAGCAUUUUGAUAUCUGUGUGUGGGCCACCAUUUCUCAAGAGUAUAAUUUAAGAGAAACUCUUAGGCAAGUACUCUCUCAAGCUAGAGGGUACUUGAGCAACGAGAGUGAAAAAGACUUGGGGGAAAUACUUUACAAAUAUUUAUCAAGUAGGAGAUAUCUCGUUAUAAUGGAUGACAUGUGGAACAUAGAGGUUUGGGACAAGAUGAAGAUUUUCUUUCCUGAAAACAAUAAUGAAUAA